AGCUGUUAGUACUAGUCGUUGCCAUGAAGUUUUGGUCACAUUAACGAGUUCUGGUGACACGUGGCUAUUAUUAGUUGGUCGUUGCCGCACACCAUCAUGCCUGAUCAUUCGUGUGGCGGAGCGAUGGGAGUGGUAGGUGUCGUUCUAUUGUUGCUACUGCUUCCGCCUUGGGUCGAGGCGGUGGUGAGUUUGCCCAACCUUGAAUUCAACGCGGCGCUGGGCCAAAUACCCCAUGCUUCCAGCUACUACAAGUUUGAUCUGAACCCGAUCUUGGACACAAAGUACGUGCCUGGCAAUGCCAUCGAUGGCCUGGUCAUGCAGACCAGCUGGUGGUCCAGCGGCAGCAUCGAUGAAAACGUGUUCUUUCAAGUCAACUUCACGGCAGAGUCGCCAAUCAUCAGCAAGGUCGUGGUGCGGUGGCAUGGCUACUUGGCUGCCAAAACGUACGCCGUCAAGACGUCGUACUCGGGAUACGACGCCACGUUUGUCGUGUUCAACACGUUCGAAAACGUGUCUCCCGCGUGGGACCGCGUCGACACCGUCGUACCAUGGAGCAAUUCGUCCGUCAAGUUCAACUUCCUUCGACUGGAGAUCCAGAGCCCCGUUCAGUGCAAUCCAAACAUCACGGUGCGAUGCGACAACCGACGGCUCGCGUCAGACCAAGGGCCAAUCUAUGGCAUUCGCGAGGUCGAAGUGUGGGCCGCGUCGCAGAAGAGCGGUGGGUUCAAACAUGCAGCUAGGUCGGGAUGGCCUCCUAAUGCUAUCUCUCUUUCCCUCAGGUGCCCAUGCCUCGCGAGUUGGAAGCAUGGCGGCUUCGGUGCUCGUCGUCCUGUUGGUUAGCUUGUAAAUUGUCAACCCAGCCGCUCUGCCAUCAAAGUCGGAUAAAUAACAACACAUCCGGAUAUGAUGAAUCCAUGGUCGUUGCCC
Aphanomyces astaci is the source of this 927-nucleotide messenger RNA. RefSeq lists its product as hypothetical. The coding region runs from base 97 to 840 and encodes 247 amino acids. The record is from RefSeq and is a predicted model, not a curated record. The transcript is spliced from 2 exons. NCBI's taxonomy places the organism in Eukaryota, Oomycota, Saprolegniomycetes, Saprolegniales, Verrucalvaceae.